AUGGCAGCGGCUCAAAACAACUUCUUCCUUUGGGGCACCUGGAAAAACAGGGUGAUCUCGAAGCCCUUCCUCACCAAGAAGGUGGCGCAGCAGCUUAAGAAAGUCGUCCUUGGAGAGAGCUUUGUCAUCGGCCUCACCGAGAAUGGCAAGGUCGUCUCCUGGGGCAAGGAUCUGAAGAGCGGAUGUCUUGGCUUGGGUUUCUCAGAGGACACCGGAGCGCCGGUGAUGAACCAAGACGUGCCUCAAGAGAUUGCCUCGCUCAAGGAGGUCAUGGACAUCCAGAUGGGUACAGAGCACGUUGUGGCGCUAACUACAGGGGGGGAGGUCUUCUGCUGGGGCAACGGACAGAAGGGCCAGCUUGGCAACGGCAACCAAAACACAUCAUACAUCCCUAGCAAGGUAGAUGCCCUGGCCAACGAACAGAUCGUCCAAAUCGUAGUCGUGAAGAACUCGACCUUCGCACUGUCCACCAACGGCACAGUCUUUGGCUGGGGUGAGAACAAGGACAAUAUUCUUGGUUUCGAGGACGAGACAGCGAAAAAGCAGAUCGCGGAAUGGCCCUUGAAGCUGACUCUGCUCCAAGAGAAUCGGGUACGAAAGCUCGAGGUUUUCGAUGGCAAGACCAUCAUUGCCCACAUUCGCGGCCAGGACAGCGAGACGACCUUUGGCCGCUUUGAGACGAUGCAAGAAGACGGUGGUCAGGAGGAAGAAGAGGAGAUCGAGAUCUUCAAGGGCAUUGAUGAAAUGCGCAAGAUCAUGGAAAAGACGCAGGAGUGGUGGAAUCACCUACUGAACAUCAAGCAUGGUCAGCCCUACGACCUCCCGCAGGAUUCUCACAUCAAUGUGGCCGACAGGGUCCAGAGCGGGAUGCCACGGAGUGUCUCGAGCCUCGGCCAGGUUGAGCCUGAGCGUCUCCACCGAGCGGAAAGGCAUUUGGACGCCUUGGUCACGGCGGCGGUGACAGAACUCAAACGGACGCAGCAGAUGCCAGGGACGAGGAAUGUACGCUUCAUCCUUUGCAUGUUCAUUGACGAAUGUCGCCUGAGAAGAGAGAAGGUGCAGCGCACGAUUGCAGCGCGCCAGCUGAAGGACGCCAAAGCGAAAUCCAAAGAGAUUGUGGCGUAUUCCGUGAAGGACUUCAGUUCCAAUGCGAACGAAAGCAUAAGAAAAAUCAUCGCCGUGACAAAGGACCUUCAGCAGAUGCUGGAUGCGGUAAAGACAAUUCAGCCGGUGGACGUGCCGAGUCAAGAGCUGAAGGCGACACUUGUGGAAUGCCUGGAGUGCAAGCUUCAGCUCCACGACAACCAGGUUGAGCUCCUGAAGGCCACAGAAGGAAAGCUUUCCGAUCCAAUGUUGCCCGCGCUCAGAAUCAUCAAGGAUCGCUGGGAUUCGCUGAAGCACUUUUCGCUCUACGCGCUCUACUUGGAGUGCGAGCAAAGGCAGCUUGACUUCGGUAACAGCGAUGACGAGCACUUGGCCUAUUUGGUUCGUGCCUCGAACGCUCAGAUAGAUCAAAUCCUGCAGAUCGACAAGGACCGGAUCAUCUCCCACGACUCCAUGGUGCCCGGGCUCUGUUACGACCUGCUUCGCGAGAAUGCGGAACUGCGCAAGAUGACGAAUUCGUACCAGCUGCAUGUCCUGAUGCUUUACCAGGGGAAGAACAUCUCCGAUGCCAGCAUAGGCAUGUCAACUGAUGCGGAAGAUACCGGCCUGGCGGCGAUCGACGGUGGUGCGAAUCAGAAAGUGACGUCUGUGUAG
Symbiodinium sp. CCMP2456 is the source of this 1758-nucleotide messenger RNA. NCBI's taxonomy places the organism in Eukaryota, Dinophyceae, Suessiales, Symbiodiniaceae. The record is from the annotation of a GenBank genome assembly.